AUGACUUUGAACACCGAAGACACGAGAGUCCCAACUGAGAACCACGCCUGCGUUAUGCUAGGGAUCGAAAAACUUGGCUUGGAGAGCCGACCUAUGCCUCCUCCGCCAGGGGAAUACGAAGUGAUAGUUGCUCCGAAGAAAACGGGCAUUUGUGGCUCGGACAUGCACCUUUUUGUCGAAGGUCGCGCAGGGGAGUCUUCGUUCUGUGACCCGUUGAUUCUUGGCCAUGAAGCAGCUGGUGUGGUCGUCCAAGUUGGAUCGAAGGUCACUUCCCUGCAUCCUGGAUUUUGCUGCAGGAGAUGCGAGUUCUGCAAAGGCGGUGAAUAUGGGCAAUGUGGUGAUUUCAAGUUCGCCGCGGCCGAUGGUUUCGAUGGAACAUUGCAAGGCUUUUUCACCAUCCCCGCCGAUUUCAAAGUGUUUGAACUGACGGAAAGGCGCAAGUCCAUGUCAUUAGAGGAAGGGGCUCUGGUCGAACCUCUCGCUGUUGCCGUAAUGGCUGUCAGCAGCGUUGCGAAGAUGAAGCACAACGCCAAUGUGGCAGUUUUUGGAGCCGGACCCGUUGGCCUACUAACCAUGGCGGUUGCAAAAGCCCUUGGGGCUAGACGAAUUCUAGCGGUUGAUGUCAACCAACAUAGACUAAAGUUUGCCAAGGACUACUGCGCGACAGAUGUCCACGCCGCCAUUCCCAAGAAUACUGGAGAAGAUAACAUAAAUUACUCCAGGCGACAUGCCCUUGAAAUCAUGAAUAAGUUCGGAUUUGGCGAGCGUGGAGAAGGUAUUGACCUUGUUGUGGAAUGCUCCGGCGCCGAAGUUUGCGUUCAGACGGGGAUCUGGCUUGCCAAACGACGUGGCAUGUUUGUUCAGGUCGGUGCUGGUCCCGCAAAUAACCUGAUCCCAAUGUCCAUCCUUGUGAACAAAGAAAUCACCGUGAAGGAAAGUUUGAGAUAUGGGCCUGGUUGCUAUCAGCUGGCUAUCGAUCUUGUGCGACAAGGGCGGAUUAAUUUGAAGCCCCUCUUGACACACCGCUUCCCGUUCAAGGAUGCCGCAAAGGCCUUCAAGGCAAUGCAGGACGGAGAGGGUGAAGACGGGAAAGUAACGAUCAAAGUCAUCAUUGACGGGCCUUUGGCAGGAACGCAUCCAUGA
Molecule: messenger RNA, 1143 nt
Organism: Diaporthe amygdali
Lineage: Eukaryota; Fungi; Ascomycota; Sordariomycetes; Diaporthales; Diaporthaceae
Product: D-xylulose reductase A
Exons: 14
Coding region: 1-1143 (380 amino acids)
Biological process (GO): D-sorbitol catabolic process
Molecular function (GO): zinc ion binding; L-iditol 2-dehydrogenase (NAD+) activity
Source: RefSeq, a predicted model, not a curated record